GAGAAGUGGUGAGCGCGGCUGUGACAGCAUGACUUUGGAGGCGAUCCGCUACUCGCGGGGCUCACUACAGAUUCUCGACCAGCUGCUGCUGCCCCAGCAGAGCCGCUAUGAAGCGGUGGGCUCGGUGCGCCAGGCCUGGGAAGCCAUCCGUGCUAUGAAGGUGCGCGGCGCCCCAGCCAUUGCCCUCGUGGGCUGCCUCAGCCUCGCCGUGGAGCUGCAGGCGGGCGCCGGGGGACCUGGCCUUGCCGCACUCGUGGCCUUCGUCCGGGACGCGCUGAGCUUCCUUGUCACCGCCCGGCCCACCGCCGUCAACAUGGCCCGCGCCGCGCGGGACCUGGCCGACCUCGCGGCCCAGGAGGCGGAGCGGGAGGGCGCAACGGCGGAGGCGGUCCGAGAGAGAGUGAUCUGCUGGGCCGAGGACAUGCUGGAAAAAGACCUCCGGGACAAUCGGAGCAUCGGGGACCUGGGAGCCCACCACCUCCUAAAGCGGGCAGCACCCCAGGGUGGCAAGGUGACCGUGCUGACCCACUGCAACACUGGUGCGCUGGCCACUGCUGGCUAUGGCACAGCCCUAGGUGUGAUCCGCUCACUGCAUAACCUGGGCCGUCUCGAGCACGCCUUCUGCACGGAGACCCGGCCCUACAACCAGGGAGCCCGGCUGACGGCCUUCGAGCUGGUCUACGAGCAGAUCCCCGCCACCCUCAUCACUGACAGCAUGGCGGCAGCCGCCAUGGCCCACCGAGGCGUGUCAGCUGUUGUCGUGGGAGCUGACCGUGUGGUUGCCAAUGGUGACACAGCCAACAAAGUGGGCACCUACCAGCUAGCCAUCGCGGCCAAGCACCACGGCAUCCCCUUCUAUGUGGCUGCCCCCAGCUCCUCAUGUGACCUCCGCCUAGAGACAGGCCAGGAGAUCAUCAUUGAGGAGCGUCCCGGCCAGGAGCUGACCGACAUCAAUGGGGUCAGGAUAGCGGCACCAGGAAUUGGAGUUUGGAAUCCUGCCUUUGAUGUCACCCCCCACGACCUCAUCACUGGCGGCAUCAUCACAGAGCUGGGCGUCUUUGCCCCCGAGGAGCUCCAGGCAGCCCUUAGUGCCACCAUCUCCUGAGUGGAACACCCUAGAUGGACCCCAGAAAUAACCAGCCUAGCUCUCCAUAGCUUCCAUAUGCCCUCCAUA
Messenger RNA from Budorcas taxicolor (takin), 1174 nucleotides. RefSeq names its product methylthioribose-1-phosphate isomerase 1 (gene MRI1). The transcript is spliced from 6 exons. The coding region runs from base 29 to 1105 and encodes 358 amino acids. NCBI's taxonomy places the organism in Eukaryota, Metazoa, Chordata, Mammalia, Artiodactyla, Bovidae. Gene Ontology annotation, molecular function: S-methyl-5-thioribose-1-phosphate isomerase activity. The record is from RefSeq and is a predicted model, not a curated record.